AUGGUCAAGAUCAAUUUUAAAGAUUUCAAAAAGCAAAUUGUCGCUCUCGAAUUAGAGUCCAAUGCUACCAUUGGUGCCGCUAAGCAAAAGUUAGCCGAAGACAAGAACUGUGAAGAGUCACAGAUCAAACUCAUUUACUCAGGUAAAAUACUGCAAGAUGAGCGUACAAUCGAGGAUUACAAACUCAAAGAUGGUGAUCAGGUUAUUUUUAUGAUAUCCAAAAAGAAGUCUACCACGACAAAGACUACGCUUCCGCCAAUCGAACACAGAGAGGCUACGGUGCCAGUCCCCCAGGUCCCCAGCGCAGACCACUCAGAGCAACCAAGUGCAGCCACUGAUGCUCCCGUUGUCAAUGCUAGUACUGAAUCCUCCUCUGGGACCGAUGCAGGCUUUGUUACUGGCUCUCAGCGCAACGAGACCAUUCAAAGGAUCAUGGAAAUGGGCUACGACCGCGAACAAGUAGAAAGAGCUUUGAGGGCUGCAUUCAACAAUCCAGAUCGUGCAGUUGAAUACUUGUUGAUGGGAAUCCCAGAGCACUUGCAGCAGCAACCACAACCACAGCAGCAAGUCGAACAACAGCAACCACAACCACAACCACAACCACAACCACAACCACAAGACCAGGGUGGUGACCAAACACAAGGGUCAGAACAACCAUCACACGCGCAUUCUGCCCAGCACCAGGGUACCUCUGAGGAGUCCCAUCCAGCUUCGGCGGAUGAUUUGUUUGCUCAAGCAGCUGCAACCUCAAGCACCGGUGAUGCUGGCGAAGAUGCCAAUGCGCCUGGUACCAUUGGCCUCACGAUGGAAGACCUUAUGUCUCUCAGACAAGUGGUUACUGGAAAUCCUGAAGCUUUGGCACCACUGCUUGAAAGUUUAAGUACGCGCUACCCUCAACUUCGCGAACAGAUUAUGGGUAAUCCUGAAAUGUUUAUUAGCGUGCUAUUGGAGGCUGUGGGAGGAUCUCUGCAAGAGGGUGAUUUAAAUUUGGAAGGGGGCCUAGAAGGUGCUCUUGCUGAGGGUGGUCCUGAAGAAGGUGAAGCGACCGCAGAUAUUGAAAUAACCCCGCAGGAUGAGGCUGCAAUUUCAAGACUGUGUGAACUUGGAUUUGAAAGGUCGCUUGCGGUCCAAGUAUAUUUUGCAUGCGAUAAGAACGAAGAGAUCGCCGCCAAUAUGCUCUUUAGUGAGUACGCAGACUAG
This is a messenger RNA of Lachancea dasiensis, 1200 nucleotides long. The record is from the annotation of a GenBank genome assembly. Lineage: Eukaryota; Fungi; Ascomycota; Saccharomycetes; Saccharomycetales; Saccharomycetaceae.